This is a messenger RNA of Aricia agestis (brown argus), 764 nucleotides long. RefSeq names its product transmembrane protein 222. The record is from RefSeq and is a predicted model, not a curated record. The transcript is spliced from 4 exons. Bases 165 to 719 code for a protein of 184 amino acids. Lineage: Eukaryota; Metazoa; Arthropoda; Insecta; Lepidoptera; Lycaenidae.
AUAAAAAUAUAAUUUUUCAAGGUUUAUAUUGAAAUCGAGAUAAAAUAGCUCGAAAAUAAUAAAAUUGGGCUAGUAUCCUAAUAAUUGAUUCUUGGAAACAUUUCCUGUGAGACUUGAGUCAAGAUUUAUUUCCAACGUUAGGAUGGUUUAAGCGUUGUUUCAUUAUGAACAGUGAUCAGAGUCCUGGUAGUCCACUAGACCUCAGUGAUCGCGAACAAGCUGUGCUCAUGGAUCCUAUUGACCAUGGUCGGGCGAGAUAUCCCUAUUGCAUCGUUUGGACCCCCAUACCUGUGCUAACGUGGAUAUUUCCGUUCCUUGGCCACAUGGGGAUAUGCAUGUCCAAUGGAGUAAUCAGAGAUUUCGCAGGUCCAUAUUAUGUGUCUGAAGAUUUAAUGGCAUUUGGGAACCCCACUAAAUACUGGCAACUGUCACCACAUAAAGCUAACAAUGGUCAGGCAGGGUGGGAUGCAGCAGUUGCAGAAGCUUCAGAGAUCUAUAAAAAGAGAAUGCACAUAAUAUUCUAUGAUAACUGCCACUCUCAUGUGGCCACAGCUCUCAACAUUAUGAGCUACAAUGGCUGCAAGAACUGGAAUAUGGUAAAGCUGGCUCUGUAUAUGAUACCCUUCUCCAAAUAUGUUAGUUUUGGUGGAUUUGUUAAGACAUGGUUGCCAUUUGUGAUUAUUGUUGCUUUCAUUUGCGGAUUGGCUGCUGCAAUAUAAGCCACACAACAAGCAAACUUGUGAAAAAAACAUUUGUAAAGAAAA